AUGGCGGCGCCCGCGCCCGUCGAGCCGCUCGAUCCCUGUGCACCCUCCGCCAUGGGCGCCCGUGUGCCCAGCCGCGCGCCACGGGGCCCCGACGGGACCCCUGCAGGCGCCGUCUCCAGAGGAGACAAGGACGACGUCAGCUCCGGAGACUCGGGCAGCGACUCGGGAUCGUUCUACUCGAGUGACGACGACGGGGCCUCGGCGGGUGGGGCCUUGGAGGGCGUGGUCCUGGUGGGCGGGGUCUCUGUGGGCGGGGCCCUGGAGGGCGGGAUCUCGGCGGGCGGGGCCUUGGAGGGCCGGGUCUCGGUGGGCGGGGCCUCGGCGGGCGGGGCCUUGGAGGGCCGGGUCUCGCGGCGUUCGGGCGUCUUCCUGCCCCUCCAUCAGCAGACGGUAAAUCGAACGGGCCGGGACACUUCCCCGCAGAGGGCCUGCUGCAGAGGCUGCAGGGUGCAGGGUGCGCCCCAGUCUGCCCUCAGCUCUCAGGCGGGGCCUCUCACGCGAAGUGACGGCGGCAUCAGCAUCAGCAUCAGCUGUUCACAGUGCAGACAGACCAUCGCAUUCACAGGCGCCCACCCACCCCGCACCCUCUACCCUCUCCCCCCCAGCGCCCUGGAGCCCGAGUGGCUGGGCAGUGUUGAGCAGAGCGGGGAGCUCUUCUACCUGGAGCUGAGCGAGGAGGAGGGGCAGGAAGGAGCGGCGGGCAGCCAGGCCCCCAGCCACGUCCGCUUCAGCGAGCAGGAGGCCGUGGUCCUGGCGGAGGAGAGCGGGGGUGACGGCCCCCCGGGCCAGCCCGCGCUCCGGAGCUUCUCCCGCAUGCUGAGGGCCCGGGGCCUGCUCCCCAAGAAGAAGGCCGGCCCCGCCCGAGGCCCCAUGUCCAUCCUCAAGCACCGCCCGCAGCCACGCUACAAGGACGUGACCCUGCUCGUGAACCCCCGCAGGCUGGCGGCCGCCGGGGCCGGGACCCCGCUCCGGCUCCUGGAGGUGCUGCUGGGCAUCGUGCAUCAGGCCGGGGGGAGCUGCAGGCCCCGCGCCGGGCCGGCCACCGGAGCCGCGCUGACCGUGCAUGGGCUGCAGCCCGGGGGCCCCGCCCUCAAGAGCGGCCGGGUGGCCAUUGGGGACAUCCUUGUUGCAGUGAAUGGCGUGGGCGUCACCCUGGGGAACAUCGAGCGGGUCCUGUCCUGCAUCCCGGGGCCCACGCAGGUGAAGCUGACCUUUGAGAACGCCCGCGCCGUGAAGGAGGCCGAGGCCCCCCAGGAGAAGGCAGGGCGGCCGCCCGUGGAGCCAGCGCAGCUGCUGUGGGGGGAGGCCGGGGGCCUGCAGCGGGACGUCCCCGGCGCGCCGCACGUGGUGCUGUUCCUGAGCCUGCGGCUCCGCUCAGACGCGGCCAAGGAGGAGGAAGUCCUGUACCAGUACCCCACGUCUGAGGCGGCGCAGAAGCUGAGGAGCGUGCGCGGCGUCUUCCUCACCCUCUGCGACAUGCUAGAGAGCGUCACGGGCUCCCCCGUCACCAGCUCCUCCCUGCUCUGUGACGGGACCCCAGUGCACGUGGCGUACCGGAAGGAGCGCGACAAGCUGCUGGUGCUCGGCCUGCCUGCCUCCGAGGUGCCCCUCCCGCAGCUGCGAGGCCUGACGGAGCGCGUGGUGCAGACGCUGACGUUCAUGUACGGCUCCCUGGAGAGUGCCUUUGGCCAGCAGGAGCACGUGCCCCACCUGGACCACCUCUUCUGCCUGCUGUUCCAGAGGACGCUGAGGCCGGUGGGGUUGCCCCCCGGGGCCAGGACCCCUGCACAACAGUACGAGGCGGCCAGCGCCAGCCUGCUGGAUUCGCUGCCUGCCGUGCGCUGGCUCUCUCUCCCGCGAGAAGUCAAGACGGAACUGGACGCAGCACUGAGCGACCUGGAGUCCGCCGACUCUGCAGAGCUGUCUGAGGACGUCUGCGACGCACGGCGGCUCUACUCCAUCCUGGGAUCGUCUCUGUUUUACAAGGGCCUCCUGCUCUGCAGCCAUCUGCCCAGGGAUGACCUCCUGGACAUCGCCGGGUACUGCCACCACCAAGGCCUGCUGACUCUGGCCGCCAGCCCGAGGGUCGGCCAGCUGGUCGUCUGGAGGGAGGUGUUUCCCCGCUGCCACCUGCAGCCGUCCGGAGACCCCGACGCCUUCCAGGAGCCGGGGGGCAGGUACUUCCUGCUGGCUGUUGGCCUGAAGCAGUACCUGCUGUGCGCGCUGCUGGAGGCGGGCGGCUGCUCGGCAGUGGCCGUGGGGCACCCAGGGCCCGACUGCGUGUACGUGGACCGCGUGCGGAGCGCCCUGCAGACGCUGCUGACCAUGGAUGCCCGAAUCUGCCUGCAGCUGGACGCCGGCCCCGGCCUGGCCUGCGCCGACUGGCUCCUGGCAAGGGCACAGGAUGGGCCCGAGGGCCCGGCCAGCUCGCCCCUGCUGAGCCGACUACAGGGCAACCCCCGAGGGCCCAGCGCCACCCCGCCCCCCUACAGACACACCUUCGGGCACUCUCAGGACGGGGAAGGGGGUGGCCCGAGUGCCCAGGACCCCCAGGACACCCCACACAAGCGGAGAGAGCUGGGAGGCGGCGGGGCCGCCCUGAAGGUCUCCGUGAGGAAGCCCGCUCUCCCAAACCCGUUUCGCGUGGGGACCUUGAGGAAAGAGCCCUCGGAGAAGGACCCGGACGCGGGCAGCAGGGUGAGGCUGACCUCGGGAGCCGAGAACACACUUCUCCACUACGUGGCCUGGGACAGCGGGCCAGGCGUCCUCGUCACGCCCACCGCCGAGGAGGUGGCACGGCUGGGCGGCUCCCUGCACCCCCAGCUGGUCCAGAGCUUCCACCGCUGCUGCCUGUCCGUCCGCACCCACUUCCAGCAGAGAACGCCGUCUGCGGGUGGCACUCAGUGGCCGGCGUCCUCCCUCCUCCCCGUGAGGGAGUUCGGGGUGCUGAUGGAGUGCUCCCCAGAGCCCGGGGCGGGUCCCAGGAGAGCGGCGCCCGCGAUGACAUGCUGGACGGUGGGGAGACGCUUCCUCUGCCCCCGGCUGCAAGAGCUCUACCUUUGCUUUCACGACUCCGUGGCCGAGGUCGCCGCGGAGGCCGCCUUCAAGCUGUUCUGCGGGCUGAGCCCAUAGCCCUGCGGGCGUCCGGGCGGAGGGGACCCGCUCGCCUCGUCCCCCUGCACUGGCCCGACACCACGCGGUGUUUUCUGUACCGUCGGCGUCAAAAGUCU
Messenger RNA from Erinaceus europaeus (western European hedgehog), 3230 nucleotides. RefSeq names its product inturned planar cell polarity protein (gene INTU). Gene Ontology annotation, biological process: nervous system development; cilium assembly; vesicle-mediated transport. The transcript is spliced from 18 exons. The record is from RefSeq and is a predicted model, not a curated record. Gene Ontology annotation, cellular component: cytoplasm; cilium. Lineage: Eukaryota; Metazoa; Chordata; Mammalia; Eulipotyphla; Erinaceidae. The coding region runs from base 1 to 3132 and encodes 1043 amino acids. Gene Ontology annotation, molecular function: protein binding.